AUGUUGACAAUAAGUCAAAUUCUUAUAGCAUUGGCUGUAUUUCUUCUAAUUAUGCAGUUUUUUAAGUUGCAACGAGUACGGAGACAGCUUCCUCCUGGACCGAUCCCUCUCCCAGUUUUUGGGACCUUGAUACAGAUGAACUUUCAGUUUAAUCGUGAUCUCCUUAUGAAGCUGGCAAAAAUUCAUGGCAACAUAUUCACCUUAUGGUUUGGAUGGGCCCCAGUGAUUGUACUGAAUGGAUUUCAAGCAGUUAAGGAUGGUAUGACCAUGCACCCUGAAGACGUUUCUGGGAGGCUAGUGUCUCCUUUCUUCAGAGCAAUGGCCAAAGGAAAAGGGAUUAUGUUGGCAACUGGUCACACCUGGAAGAUGCAGAGGAGGUUUGCACUGAGGACUCUACGCAACCUUGGUCUGGGGAAAAGAGGUCUGGAGCAUCGAGUUCAAGAAGAGGCCCGCUACCUGGUAGACUUCUUUGCAAGUAUGAAAGGGAAACCCCUGGAUCCUUCCUUCUCUCUCAUUCAUUCUGUCUCAAAUGUAAUUUGUGCUGUUGUUUUUGGACAUCGCUUCUCCAGAGAGGAUGAAACCUUCCAUGAACUGCUUAGAGCCACAGAGCAUCUAUUCAAAUUUGCAGGCAGCUUUAUUCAUCAUCUGUAUGAAAUCUUCCCCUGGCUGAUGUGCCGUCUCCCUGGUCCUCAUAAGAAGGCGUUGUCUUGCUAUGAUGCCCUGAGCUCUUUUACGAGAAGAGAGAUCAGAAUGCACAUGGAGCGUGGGAUACCAGACGAACUGCAGGAUUUCAUUGACUUUUACUUGGCUCAUAUUGAAAAAUCCAGAGAUGAACCCAGGUCUACAUACAAUGAAGACAACAUGGUUUAUUCCAUAAAUGACCUUUUCUUGGGUGGAUCCGAGACAACAAGCACUACUUUGAACUGGGGCCUGCUCUAUAUGGUGGCAAAUCCAGACAUCCAAGAGAAAGUGCAGAAGGAGCUGGAUGCCGUUCUGGGUCCUUCCCAGUUAAUCUGCUACGAGGAUCGGAGAGAACUGCCGUACACAAAUGCUGUGGUUCAUGAGGUUCAGCGCUUCAGCAACAUUGUCUCAGUUGGCAUGCCCAGAGUGUGUGUGAGGAACACUACAUUGCUUGGCUUUCCCCUCAGAAAGGGCACCAUAGUUCUUCCAAAUAUUGCUUCGUCUUUGUAUGACCCAGAGCAGUGGGAAACACCUCGACAGUUCAACCCUGGACACUUCUUGGAUAAGGAUGGAAACUUUGUGAGCCAAGAAGCCUUUUUACCAUUCUCUAUAGGGCACCGUGUGUGUUUGGGGGAGCAUCUAGCGAGGACCGAGCUCUUUAUUUUCUUUGCCAACCUGCUGCGGGCAUUCACCUUCCAGCUCCCUGAGGGGGUGACGAAGAUCAACACAGAGCCCAUUCUAGGGGGUACGCUGCAGCCCCACCCGUACAGAGUUUGUGCCAUUCCACGCUAGGGUGGAUGUGGGCAGUAUGUCACAGACCAUCUAUUAAGCAAUAUUAUUUACUUUUGUGAAUGUAUGUCUUGAGACUGUAUAACAUUUUUUGUCUUGGAUAUGAUUUUCUGCUCCAAAAGCCACUUUUUGUCUACAGCAGGUAAUUCUCUUCAGGCCAUGUUACCUGCUUUUGAAGGUCAUCUUUUUUUUUUUUGGUAAAAGUUCUUUUGAUCUGGAACACACUGUCGCCCUCAGCCAUAAAGGCAUGAUGCAGUUGCUAUCUGGCCUGACAUAUUUAAAUCUGGUAUGCUGAUGAGCAAAUGACAAAAUUGACUGGAAGACUUCAAAAAUUAAUUCAUUAUCUCUGAGUUAUCCUGUUUUCAAAAGCAAUGGGGUUCGGAAAAACAUACCUGGAAAAUUCUUCCUCUUUAUAUUACUAUCAUUGUUAAUAACAUUUCAGUCAACUUUUGUUGAUGGUCACUAAUAAAAGAU
Messenger RNA from Phalacrocorax carbo (great cormorant), 1944 nucleotides. NCBI's taxonomy places the organism in Eukaryota, Metazoa, Chordata, Aves, Suliformes, Phalacrocoracidae. The record is from RefSeq and is a predicted model, not a curated record.